AUGAAGGAGUCACCAAAGGACGAAGAGGAGACGGAGGCUUCGCAGGGGGACGACCCGCUACUUGAGCGUCUGCGCAAAAAGCACACGGUGCUGCGCCAGCAGUGCCUGCAUGAGGCCCAGAAAGCCAUGGAGGUGGAUAACUUGUUUGCCUCCAAGAGGAUGCACAAUCUCCCGCCCUCGCUGGAAUUGAUAUCUGACGAAAUUACCCUCGCGCUGAACGAAAUUGCCAUGCGCUGCGAGGAGUAUGCGGUGCCGCGAGUGGGGCAACUCCUCAAAGACGUUCGCGCGAGGAUGAAUCAGCAGCUCCGGGAGGCGUACGCCUCACUGGAGGCGGGCCACAAAUCCGCCUUUUACAAAUUGGAAGAGAAGACGGCGGGUACACGCCAGUCACUGGAGACCAAUGCCUCAGCACGAAAACAGGUGGGGACUACCGCGAUGCAGCAGUCAGAGAGGGAGUUGGCCCCUUCGAACGAGGAGCGAGGUCAAAAUGCUUUUUCUGACAGGAACCAAUUGAGGAUGCAAGGUACUGCUUCCAAGUCGCUCUCGGCCAGAGACUUUUUUUCCUCCACGUUGAGUGUCUUUGCUGAAAUUACGGCUGUACUGCUUCGCUGUGAGGUUGUUCGAAUUUUUCUUUACGAUGAGUAUGAUAACUUGCGUUGUGGCGCUCGAUUUCCAUUUAGCAGCACUGUAGGCGAUCCCCUGGCAGGGAAUGACAUGGAGUUGAUGCUGGCGAAGGAGAUUCACACCACAGUCUGUCACAAGUACAUUGCGAUUAAUGGAAGGGAGCCGCAGCGGCUUACAGUAAGUGAGCGCGACCAUGGUGUUAUGGAGGAGGAGCUGCAGCAACUGGGAUGGAAGUCCAUGACUAGCUGCCUUAUUUUUCCCAUUUUUUCAAAUGACGACUGUGGUAGGUCCUAUGGAAUGAUUCACGCAGUGAACAAGCAAGGUGUCGCUUUCGAUCGACCAGGUAUGUUUGACGAAAAUGACGAGGUCUUUGUGUCGAUGACGGCGCGAUUGUUGGGUUGUCUACUGACCCGUUACCCCAUAAAGUAUUUCCAACUCCCCGUGGGACAAAAACUGCGAAAAAGUUUUGUUUCCUUAUUGACAAAGGAUGCGGAGACGCAUUUACCGCCACUGCUUCGGGAUGAAGUCGAAGGGGGGGCGGAAGUGGGCAAUAAAGCAAACCAAAUGUUUACGCGCGUGCUGUUUUUUCGCGCACCCAUCAACGCCGUAUAUCAAUCACCUUCUCUACGCAAGAAGGUUCGUAAGCUUGAGUCACUGAAGAUUAUUGACAAAACACUUUCCACGGUGGAGUUUGAUAUUUCUGCAUUGGAGGAGCUCUGGCGGGUUGGUCAUGAUGAAAAUAUUCUCAUGUAUCAACAGUGCCAGCAGCUCAAUGAGCAACUGAACACGCUCCAAAUUCUACUGAGAACUGUUCUGGAUGCCAUUGGUGCCUCACGGGUAUUAGACAACAUGGGAGAUUUGGCAGGUUACCUGCAACUGCUGGAGCUGUACGCCCGUCAAGAGAAUGUUCCCAUGCUCACUGAGUUAAUCUCACAGGUUUUGCUGAACGCCCGAGUGGAUAUUCCUGUGCCACCAGAGCUUAAGGGAGUUCCACCAGGGCGUCUUUCACCGAAUGAGAUGAUUCGAAUCGAACGCCGUAUUGCCCAAACCCCCUCCAAGCUGAAGUUUGGCGCUGCGGCACCGUCGGGUGUUCGUACCUACUCCUAUGAUCCGCAGCGACGGAGAGAACAGGUACGCUUCUUUAACGAGCUUGCGGAGAAACGGGCAUUAGAUGUUGCGGCGAGGGAUGCUCCCAAGUCGGUUAAGGGAUACAAGGCUGAAACCGUGGCAGCGCAGACGAAGAAGGUGAAUCAGCCGGUCUCCUCGUUGUUGCACUUUGGACCGACUGACUACGCAUCCAAGCGGCCAUUUCAGCUGGGGAAACGGUAA
Trypanosoma rangeli is the source of this 1953-nucleotide messenger RNA. RefSeq lists its product as uncharacterized. NCBI's taxonomy places the organism in Eukaryota, Euglenozoa, Kinetoplastea, Trypanosomatida, Trypanosomatidae. The coding region runs from base 1 to 1953 and encodes 650 amino acids. The transcript has a single exon. The record is from RefSeq and is a predicted model, not a curated record.